Pungitius pungitius (ninespine stickleback) is the source of this 5795-nucleotide messenger RNA. RefSeq names its product scavenger receptor class B, member 2a (gene scarb2a). Gene Ontology annotation, biological process: protein targeting to lysosome; receptor-mediated endocytosis. Gene Ontology annotation, molecular function: scavenger receptor activity. The transcript is spliced from 13 exons. The coding region runs from base 471 to 2054 and encodes 527 amino acids. Lineage: Eukaryota; Metazoa; Chordata; Actinopteri; Perciformes; Gasterosteidae. Gene Ontology annotation, cellular component: lysosome; plasma membrane; cytoplasm. The record is from RefSeq and is a predicted model, not a curated record.
CAUUAUUGCGCAGAGAGGAAGGGGAGGAGGAGGAGGAGGAGGCACAGCUCUUCUUCUUCUACGAUGCGCGCAGCGCCGCCGCCGAUUCAUUUCAACGUCGCCUCCGAGCCGCUCACUCCUCCCUCUUCCCCGUUAGGGUUAGGCGUCCUCUCGUCCUCUCGCCCCCCCCCCCCCUUUUCACCAUUUCGAUGAUAAAGUGCCGUGCUUUUUUUUUGUUUGUUGUUGUUGUUGAUCAUUUCGUUUUAACCUCGCCGGGAAGGGACGAAGUUUGAAACCCGCCCCACAAGCAGCUGCUGCCGCCCGAGAGAAACGCCGGAUCCGGGUCUCUCUCGAUCCCACACAUCGCUGAACGAGCCUCGAGUAGAGGGGGAGGAGGAGGAGACGGAGGAGGAGGAGGAAGUUAUCACCGACUUCAGUGAAGUUAUUUGUUGAAUAUCUCCCCGCAGAGGACGCCUCAUCCACCCGGCAUCAUGACUCGGAGGUCCUGUUGCAUUUACGCCACCGGGAUCGUGUGCGCUCACCUCCUGAUCGUGGGUAUCGCACUGGUCGUGGCUCAAGUCUUCCAAACAAUGAUCCACAGCCGGUUAAAAAAGGAAAUUACACUGACCGAGAAGAGCCAAAUGUUUGAAGCAUGGAAGAAUCCACCUCCACCCGUUUACAUGGAGUAUUACUUCUUCAAUGUGACCAAUCCAGAGGUGUUCCUGGCGGGCGGAAAGGCAGCAGUUCAACAGAUCGGACCAUAUACUUACAGGGAAUACAGGCCGCGGGAGAACGUGACCUUCCUGGAGAACGGAACCAAGCUUUACGCCCUCAACCCCAAAACCUUUGUGUUUGUGCCGGAGAAGUCCGCCGGGAACCCCGAGGUCGACCUGGUCAGGACCGUGAACAUCCCGUUUGUGGCGAUCAUGAACGAGCUGAACUCGUACUCCUUCUUCCUGCGAACUGGGGUGUCCUUCUACCUGAACAGCCUGGGUGUCGAGAUGUUCAUGACCCGCACUGUCCACGAGGUCCUGUGGGGCUUCAAAGACCCUCUUCUCACAAAGGUCCACGCCAUGAAGCCCGAGGUGGACGAAUACUUUGGGCUGAUGUGGAAGAAAAAUGGCACCCAUGAGGGCGAAUUUGUGUUCCACACGGGGGAGGAGAACUACCUGGACUACGGCAAGAUCGACACUUGGAACGGCUUGAGGGAGAUGUCGUGGUGGUCUUCGAAUCAGAGCAACAUGAUCAACGGCACGGACGGCGCCGUCUUCCACCCUCUGAUCAACCGGAACGAGCUGCUCUACAUCUUCGCCGCUGAUCUCUGCAGGUCUAUCCAUCUAGCCUACGUCAAAGAUGUCGAGGUGAAAGGCAUCCAGGCGUACCGCUUCGCGCCCCCCAACGACGUCCUCAUGAACCCCAAAGAGAACCCCACCAACGCGGGCUUCUGCGUGCCGGCCGGAGACUGCCUCGGCACCGGGGUGCUCAAAGUCAGCGUCUGUCGAGAAGGUGCUCCCAUCGUGGUGUCUUUCCCCCACUUUUAUCAAGCAGACCCCAAGUACAUCAACGCCGUCGAGGGGCUGAGCCCCAACAAGGAGGAGCACGAGACGUACCUCGACCUGCAGCCGACCACCGGCGUUCCCAUCCGCGCCUGCAAGAGGGCGCAGCUCAACAUCAUCCUCAAGCGAGUCCAAGGCUUCCCCAAAACCAAGUUCAUCAACGAGACCAUUUUCCCCAUCAUGUUUGUCAACGAGACGGCGACCGUUGACGACGAUUCUGCAUCCCAGAUGAGGACGAUGCUCCUCAUCGUGACGCUCGUGUCUAACUUCCCGUUGCUCAUCGUGGGGAUGGGCAUCAUCCUGCUGCUGGUGCUCGUCGUCAUCUUCUGCCGGAACCGCCAGAAGAAGAAUGAAGUAAAACGUAUUGAUUUUACUGAAGCUUUUCAUUCUUUUACUACGGUCAAGGACGACACGGCCUACACGCAGGUCAGCGACAAACCCGACGAGCCGUCAGCCAACCAGCCCCCCAGGAACGGCUCCUACAUCGCCAUGUCUCCAGUGGAGGCCCAGAAGUGUUGAUCGAGGAUCCAGGCCCCCCCCGCUCACCCCUCCCCCCGCCUUCCUUUAGGCAAAAGUGGGGCCGAAGGGAGCAUCACAGGGGUGUUACAUUACCGUGGUCCGGGGGGGGGGUGCAUACGCAGCGGGGCUAAUUUAGUACUUUUUUGGGAGGGGGGGAGGAGGAGGAUCGGGGGAGGGGGGGGACACAAACCCCUGUAAACGUUUAGUCAACAAACAAACAAUGCUGCUCUCACUGAGCCUUCUUACGUCCUCUGCUACACCUGCUGAGCAUGGCCCCCGCCGCCUGCCCUACGGCCAAAACAAACCCCCCACACUCUCGUUCCUCUUUUCCACGCUGGUCGGCCUUAAAAAAAAAAAAAAAAAAGGGGGGGAGGAGGAGGAGACUUUUUCUUUCUCCAUAAUUCUUCUGAGGGAACACGUAGAAAAAGGUGUGUCUGUCGCUCUCCGAGCCGACUCCGCCCACUGACCCCCCCCCCCCCCCCCCCCGCCCGAGACUGGGUUUUAGUAUUCAGCAGAACAACAGUGGUUUCUGGGGGAGGGUUCGAGCCCAAGCAUCUUUUUAAAAAGCCCCCUUCAAACAGAACUCUAAGCUCCUUCGCUUGGAUGAUGACGUGUUUCUUUUGCUAGUGAAGACGGGACUUGGCACACCCUUUUUGGAGAGAGAUGAAUUUAAAAAGAAAGAGGAAAAAACACUGAGCCAAACUAUUUCUAGCAUCUUUGUCUUUGUCUCCUACAGUGAAUCAUUGCGCGCACACACACACACACACACACACACACACUUCCAGGGUCAGUCAGUGAAAGUGUGUGCAGCUUUUCUGGCACUGUGUGUCCUGUUUUGAUGGGAAACUCAUUUUUCUUGAUGCAGGCACUGUGUGGUGAAUAGUUGUGAUGGACACCCCCCCCCCCCCUCCCCCCCUGCAUAGAACACUAGUUAAAACAAUAUUCAGCUGCAUUUCCAAGUCCUCAGUAGUGAAGGCGAUGGCCGUUUAGCCAUGAAAACCACUGAGGACGCCACCAGUCGCUCGCUCGAGUUCACGCAUUCGAAGAGACCCCCACAGAACUCACGGGGGGGGGCCUGAACCCGCUUUCUGCCUUACAGCGGCUCAGCAUCCUGACGAUCAGCUGGAAACCUCUUCUGUCGUUGUUGUACGUGUGUAAAAGGGGGAAACCAAUGCGAUACCUCUGACCAAAACCCAGCAAACAGUCGCUCUCGUGUGUGUGUGUGUGUGUGUGUGUGUGUGUGUGUGUGUGUGUGUGUGUGUGUGUGUGUGUGUGUGUGUGUGUGUGUGUGUGUGUGUGUGUGUGUGUGUGUGUGUGUGUGUGUGUGUGUGUGUGUGUGUGUGUGUGUGUGUGCGCGCUGAAAGACACUAACUUUGCUGCGGUGCCGACCGCUGCUGCGCGUCUACACUUAUUAGAGAAAGCACAAUUUGGAUUGCGUCCAAACCAGUCCUCUCACAACUACCAGGUUUUCUUUUUCUCCUAAUAUGAUAUAUAUUUACAGCUGAUUGGUCUAAGACACUGUCAAAGUGCCAUGAAUAUAUAUAUAUAUAUAUAUUAAAAAGAGUGAUUAUCGGGGGCUUUGAGACCGCUGUGCUGUCAUCAGUUUGCAGAGGAGCUGGAGGCAUUCGGGGCAAAAAAACGCAGCACUUGAAUCACUGUUUUUUUGGUUUUUGUCUUUGUGUUUCAUGUGUUCUCAUUUUUCUGUCCACCACACGUCUCGCCAAGUCAAACCCAGUAGUAGCCACUAAUGGGAAGUGAAUUCAAGGCCGUAAUACUGUCAUCGUGGGAAUAUUCCAAUUUCCUUUGCCUGGACAUUGUGCCCUGUGUGUUUUUGUUUGUUUGUCCCGUUGGUUUCAAUGCAGGUGGUCCAUAUGUUCAAUACAUUUCAAUGGUUUGUUAGUAUCUGUCAUGAAGUUAUGAAGGAUGUUGAUGUAAGAGGGAACACGCAUCCAUGCCUGUUACUUGCUUUUCAGCACAUGGAGUGUCUUCUUUUGAUAUACUUUUUGUAUUUUAUUUGCUGCUAAAAAAAAACCCACAACAACAAAAAAAAAAUGCCAUAACCUAAUGGACUUGUAUUUGUACAUAUACGCUCAUAUCCGGUUCCAGGUUGGCCCGCAGAGGCUUUCUCUUCAAGGCUCUCCGUGUUGAACAACCCACUUUUUUUUGACAACUGAGCACAAGAUACAAAGCAAAAAGCUUGCUUCCAUUUAUUGGAAUUAGCAGUUAUUACAGUUAUCACUAGCAACCCCUUUUUUUGUAAAUGUAUCUCACUUAAUGCGGAUCGUGACCAUAUCUCUGGUGUUGUUGGAAAUCAUUUAUAGGAGUGCUAAACCCAACAGUGUGCGUGAGGUGCUUCGGAAAGGGCGGAUCGGUGACAGAGGUCGGAUUCUGGGAUGGUUUGACACUGGUGGAGUGUUUCAUUUAAGGUUGAAUCCAUUCACUAAAGGCCUUUUUAUUCCACCACCUAACAUGGAAGCAAGCACAGGCAUGUGCAAACUCACAGUACAGCGUUAUCCACCUUUAAAAAAAAAAAAGAAAAAAAAAAUCGACCUGUAGAGACCUUAAUCCCCGGACUCGUGUGUGUGUGUGUGUUUGAACAGACGCUGUGCAGCACCACACACACACACCUGGGCCAUCCACUGUCUGACCUCUACUACACCAACCUUUGGGUCCAAUCCUUGCUUGACCAAAGAUAACCUAAUAGAUCUGCCCCAGCGCCGUGUUUACUCUCCUCUGUCAUAACGCUAGUGCCACGAAACCACCGGCCAACACAUUUCUUUUCCUUUUUUUAACAUUUUUUUUUUUUUUAUAUUGUGCAACCGUACCGUAUUUGCAGCACUGUUGUGUCCAUGUGCCUUUCUACAAUAAGGCAAGAAAAUGGAAGAAAUUUCACAAGUUUGAUUGAUGGGUAUUUUUUUCUUUUUCUUUUUUUGUCCACCAGUUUAAGAGCAAACAAAAGUAGUUGAUGCUCUUUGUGAGCUGAUGUCAGUAUUAUGUAAAGACAAAGCAAUACGGCGUUGUGUAAAACUAAUUGAUUCAAUAAGGGGCCACACAAUAUUUAUGUAUCUCUUUUCUUGAACUGAAGCAUUUCAUGUUUCCUUGAUUUAGUUUUUCUUUAAUGGUUCUAUUCAUUUCAUUAGUGAUUUCAUUUUUUUUUUUCACACACUGAAAAUACAAAAAGGUGUUUAAAAAGAUGGACCAGUAUGUGGCAGUGGGAGCUGCCCAGAGACCUGUUAACUGUCCGUAAGAGUGAUCAUGAAUGGUUUUUGGAUUUGGGUGUUUGAGAACUUGUGUGAGUGAGUUGUUUGUUGUCUGUUGACCCGAAGUGAUGUAUUUUUUUUUUUUUUUUACUGGAAGGCUGAUUAUCUUGAUGACUGAGUAAAGUAACACAUUGAUGCAGUGUAAACCUACCUAGAUGAAUGAAGCCCUCCUUCAGGGAUGAGCACUAGUGCCAUACCAUUCUCUAUUAUUAUUAUUAUUAUUAUUAUUUGACUUGGUCUCUGUAACAACUGCAUUUGCCCAUUUUUGAUGUUUUGAAGUCACUAACAGACGUGUCCUCUUGAUAUUUGUUUUGCUGCUGAAACUGACAAUCCUUGUCAUGUGAGGUGCAAAAUGAAUAAUGAGUAAUAUCCAUUUUUAGUUUUGAUAAUUUACACUGCACAGAUGUUUCUACAGUGCUUUUGUAAACAUUUAUAGUGUAUUUGCAAAAAAAUAAAAGCUGCACUUGAGUGCAAAAGGUCA